AACGCAAGGAGCACAUAAACCUGUUCGGUAGUUUCCGCAACAAACCAUAGAUUUCCGCAUCAAACAAAGGCCACCAAUCAAAAGACCGCAUUUCGCUUCAUAAUUCCAACGUUGAACAGAAAAAUCGGCUGUUGAACAGGCUUGCACGGUCCACUUCCUUUUGUAAACAAUAGAUUUUUUCAUGAUAGGUGAACUUUUAUGUGUCAUUAAUGAAAUAUACCUCAUGUUUUUGUGGAAAAAUUUGAUUUUCACAAGAAUGGCAAUUUUUUAAUUGGCAGACUUGCUGUCUGGUAUUCAUUAAUAUUUUACAUUGCUGUAAAGCAAGCCCUGAAUGGCGUGUUGGUGACCACGUGCGGAGAUCGUCAUUCCGGCUUUGGAAGGCGGGCAAUACAAGGAUUGAGCACAUAAGAUUCUGAAGGAGAGUUUCAAAUAUUUGCUCGGAAGACAUGGAUCUCCUCAAGUUUUUCAAGUAUGUGGACGAGCACCAGACUCAUUAUGUCAGCCUGCUGAGGGAGGCUGUUGAGAUUAAGUCGGUGUCGGCAUGGCCCGAGGCCCGCCCUGAGAUCGUCAAGAUGGUCCACUGGGUGGGCGACCGGCUGAAGAAGCUGGGCGCCACCGUCGAGUACCGCGAUGUCGGUGAACAGGAGCUGCCGUCGGGCCAGAAGCUGGCGCUGCCGCCGGUGCUGCUCGGUCAGCUGGGCACUGACCCGGCCAAGCGGACGCUCUGCGUGUACGGCCACCUGGACGUGCAGCCGGCGGCGCGCGAGGACGGCUGGGCCACCGAGCCGUUCCAGCUGAUCGAAAAGGACGGCCAGCUGUUUGGCCGCGGCGCCACCGACGACAAGGGGCCCGUGCUCUGCUGGCUGCACGCCGUGGAGGCGCUCCAGGCCACCGGACAGGACAUCCCCAUCAAUAUCAAGUUUGUGUUCGAGGGUAUGGAGGAGUCGGGCUCGGAGGGCCUGGACGACCUGCUGGCAGCCGAGAAGGACAAGUUCCUGGCCGGUACCGACUUCGUCUGCAUCUCGGACAACUACUGGCUGGGCAAGAAGAAGCCGUGCAUCACGUACGGCCUGCGCGGCGUCUGCUACUUCUUCAUCGAGGUGCAGUGCGCCAAGCAGGACCUGCACAGCGGCAUCUUCGGCGGCACCGUCCACGAGGCGAUGUCCGACCUGAUGUACAUGAUGAACACGCUGGUGGACGCCGAGGGCCGGAUCCUGGUGGACGGGCUGAAGGAGCAGGUGGCGCCGCUCACCCCCGAGGAGCGCGCCCUCUACAAGGACAUCGACUUCGACCCGGAGGACUACCGCAAGGACAUCGGCACCAACUGCUGCAUCCAAAAGGGAGACAAGGCUGAGACGCUGAUGGCCCGGUGGCGGCACCCGUCGCUCUCGCUGCACGGCGUGCACGGCGCCUUCUCAGAGGACGGAGCCAAGACGGUCAUUCCCAUGAAGGUGACCGGCAAGUUCUCCAUCCGUAUCGUGCCCAACAUGACGCCCGAGUCGGUGGAAAAGUGCGUCGUCGAGUACCUCAACAAACAGUGGAAGAAGCGCGCCAGCCCCAACGAAAUGAAGGCGUUCAUGUUCCACGGCGGCCGGUGCUGGGUCACCGACCCCCACCAUCCGCACUACCAGGCCGGAGCGCGCGCCAUCAAAUCGGUGUUCGGAGUGGAGCCCGACCUGACCCGCGAGGGCGGCUCCAUCCCGGUCACACUGACCUUCCAGGAGGUGACGGGCAAGAACGUGAUGCUGCUGCCGGUCGGCGCGUGCGACGACGGCGCCCACUCGCAGAACGAGAAGAUCAACAUGACCAACUACAUCCAAGGGAUCAAGAUGCUGGGCUCGUACAUGAACGAGGUGUCCAAGAUCAGCGAGUAAGGUCCGCGGUGCCCCACCGACCCCCGCUCCUGGCGCCGGGGUGGGACCGGACACUGCCCCCUCCUCCCCGCUGUGAGACCGGGGUGGGACCCGACGGUGACAAACCUGGGCCGUGAUAUCUGGUUGUGGCGGCCCCAAGGGCCGCCCUGUAUGUAAUCUUGAUACGGUGAUUUCCCAGUUAUGUGAUCAUACCGACAUUUUCGGUGCCUCGCGUCACGCUCGUUUUCUAUCGGGUGCUUUAAGAUUGUUGGUCUAUUGUAAUACAGUGAUUUGGAGAAGA
This is a messenger RNA of Amphibalanus amphitrite, 2154 nucleotides long. It is a transcript of the gene Cndp2, whose product is annotated as cytosolic non-specific dipeptidase-like. The transcript has 10 exons. Gene Ontology annotation, molecular function: metallodipeptidase activity. Gene Ontology annotation, biological process: proteolysis. The coding region runs from base 447 to 1874 and encodes 475 amino acids. The record is from RefSeq and is a predicted model, not a curated record. Lineage: Eukaryota; Metazoa; Arthropoda; Thecostraca; Balanomorpha; Balanidae.